UCCCUCCUACAACUCCCACAAGGCCCCUCGGCCCCGGGCCGCGGCCCGGCCCGGAGUGGGGGCGGAGGCGGAGGCGCGGGAGUUAUGGAGGGGGCGGGCUCUGCAGGGAAGUGCGUCAGAGGAGGCGCGGGGAGAGUAGGGUGCUGUGGUCUGAGCUAGAGGGUGAAGCUGGCGGAGCAGGAGGAUGGGCGAGCAGUCUGAAUGCCAGAAUGGAUAACCGUUUUGCUACAGCAUUUGUAAUUGCUUGUGUGCUUAGCCUCAUUUCCACCAUCUACAUGGCAGCCUCCAUUGGCACAGACUUCUGGUAUGAAUAUCGAAGUCCAGUUCAAGAAAAUUCCAGUGAUUUGAAUAAAAGCAUCUGGGAUGAAUUCAUUAGUGAUGAGGCAGAUGAAAAGACUUACAAUGAUGCACUUUUUCGAUACAAUGGCACAGUGGGAUUGUGGAGACGGUGUAUCACCAUACCCAAAAACAUGCAUUGGUAUAGCCCACCAGAAAGGACAGAGUCAUUUGAUGUGGUCACAAAAUGUGUGAGUUUCACACUAACUGAGCAGUUCAUGGAGAAAUUUGUUGAUCCCGGAAACCACAAUAGCGGGAUUGAUCUACUUAGGACCUAUCUUUGGCGUUGCCAGUUCCUUUUACCUUUUGUGAGUUUAGGUUUGAUGUGCUUUGGGGCUUUGAUCGGACUUUGUGCCUGCAUUUGCCGAAGCUUAUAUCCCACCAUUGCCACCGGCAUUCUCCAUCUCCUUGCAGGAAAUUACUCAGAUUCUUGGCUCCGUGAAUAAUGUUAACGAUCUUCUACAUUAUCCUUGAUAAUUACUCAUUUCUCAGUAAUCUUUAAAUUUCAUCCCAUGACUCUAAGGAUAGCUUCCAAGCUCUUUAAAUGGCCUUAAAACUCAUUGGCAAUUUCUAUACUUCAGACACACUGAAUUUUUAGUUUUUCCAUUGGGCCAUGACUAUGGUAGUUUAAAAACAUGGCCUUAAAAUCCUUUGAUCAGUCUUGCAUUAAGAUUCCCAUCCCCUUGAAUGUAGGCUGGCUUGUGAUGGUUUUGACCAAUAGAAUGUUCCUGAAAUGACACUCUUCUCAUGAGGUCAUAAAGAUCAUGGGUCCUUAAACCAGUUCUGGAACACUCAGUCUUAGAACACUCCUGCUCCAAACCCAGAUACCAUGCUGUGAAGUCCAGGCCACGUGGAGGGGUCCUGUGUAGAUGCUCCAGCUGAAAUCCCAAGCUAAGCUCCCAGCUGAUAGCCAACAGCAUUUCCAGCCAUGUGCGGGAGCCAUCCUGGAUGUCCAGCCUUAACGAGCCUUCAGAGGACUUCAGCUACAGCUAUUAUCUUACUACAUCCUUGUGAGACUCUAAUAAAGAACCAACUAGAUGAGCCCAAUCAACCUAUAGAACUGAUAGAAAUGAAAUGAAUUGUUGUUUUACGCUGUUAUGUUUUGGGGUCAUUUGUUAUGCAGCCACAGUAUCUGCAACAAUGCCAUUUCCUACCACAGGCUUUCUCAUGGUUUUUUUCCCCCAUUUUUCUGAAUAGCUUUUUCUGACCUUUACGGUCCUGCGUCCCACUCCUUUUACCCAGGUAACUCUUAUUUUUCAGAUCAAAACUUAAUAUUUGCUACUUCAGUCAAGUUUCCCUAAUUAUCUAUUUUGGGUUAGUUCUCUUACAUUUCAUCGCACUGUGAAGUUCUUGAAUGUGGUAGUUUAUUGACUGCAGUGGACAGUUAAGUCCAAAUAUAAGAGUGAUUCCACUUGCUACUGCUCCUUUGAGACUCUGUAGAUCCAUUUUUUUUAUACUGCCAUAAAAUCUAAGGUAGGGUUUUUAGUCAUUUAAUAAUUAAUUAGCCAGGCAUGGUGGUUCAUGCCUAUAAUUCCAGUUCUUUGGGAGGCUGAGAUGAAAGAAUGGCUGAGGCCAGGAGUUUAAGACCAGCCUGGCCUUUGUCUCUACAAAAAAUUAAUGAAGUAAGGUAGAGAAACACUAAAAAGUCAGUCUAAUAAUCACACUCUAGUUCAAUUAGGGAGGUGUAAAAACUCACUAUUCAAUGUUAAAACUCUUCUCUCCCUUAGCUUCGGUUUGCCUGUCGUUGGGAGGCUCACAGUAGGGGAGGAGGCUUUCUCAGCCUCUUCUCUCUGUCUUCAGUCACUGACUGUUUCUGAUCUCUCUAUGGUCAAACCAGUGGAAGAGUAGAUUAGGGCAAAGUAUAUUUCCAUUGUGGCUGGUACUGUUGUCAUCUGAACCUGGAGCCAUGGAGAGCCCAUGCAUAAUGCCGGCUCUUUCUCUUUUUAGAGCCAUUCUGUGAGUUUCUCAGGGACUUUAUGCAGAUCUUCAGACUGCAGCUUUGCUAACAUGUAAAAUCAAUAUCUGUCCUUCAGCGGGCUGCCCCUCAAUCCUAUUCCUGGCAGGCUGGUUCCCCUCUGUUGGGACCACACUGAAGAAUUCUCUUUGGAUCUGGGCACAAUGGCUUACGCCUGUAAUCCCAGCAUUUUGGGAGGCUGAGGCAGGAGGAUCACUUGAGGCCAGAAGUUUAAGACCAGCCUGAGCAACAUGGCAAGACUUUGUCUCUACAAAAAAUU
Molecule: messenger RNA, 2570 nt
Organism: Piliocolobus tephrosceles (Ugandan red Colobus)
Lineage: Eukaryota; Metazoa; Chordata; Mammalia; Primates; Cercopithecidae
Gene: CLDND1
Product: claudin domain containing 1
Exons: 5
Coding region: 210-782 (190 amino acids)
Cellular component (GO): membrane
Source: RefSeq, a predicted model, not a curated record